Molecule: messenger RNA, 435 nt
Organism: Uloborus diversus
Lineage: Eukaryota; Metazoa; Arthropoda; Arachnida; Araneae; Uloboridae
Product: cytochrome c oxidase assembly factor 5-like
Exons: 3
Coding region: 91-339 (82 amino acids)
Biological process (GO): mitochondrial respiratory chain complex IV assembly
Cellular component (GO): mitochondrion
Source: RefSeq, a predicted model, not a curated record
UUGUCGAGUGUUGCUCAUUCUUUAUUUGUUUUUGUUGUCUGGUUUACGUUUGAUUUGCUUGAAGAGAUUUUGUUUCAAAUCAAGUUUUUAAUGGCGACAUAUUACGAAGAAACUGAUGAAAAACAUAGAAGGCCCUGCACUGGGGUUAAGCAAGAUCUUAUUAAUUGUCUUUUAGCAUCUGAUUGCGUCAGAAUCGAGAAACAAACUCCUAAACAGUGUUUGGUGUCUCGUCACCCAAGUGUUAGCGAAGAAUGUUACUCUUUGAGAACUUUAUAUUUUGAAUGUAAACGUUCUUUGUUAGAUGCAAGACAAAGAUUCCGUGGUCAUAAAGGCUAUUGAUUUUCCAGUGAAGUUAUGUUGAACAAAAAUUUCAAUUUAUGCUACAUGUAUGUAUGUAUUAGUAUUAAUUUGUAUUAAAUUGUUAUUAAUUGCUAA